AUAUGAUGCCAUUCCAGCACUGGACUCAUGGAGGCUGAACAUUUAUUCAGGAGUCCAUAGAGGCUACUGUAUUAUACUGAAGAAGAUGUCUAACAGUAACACUACUCAAGAGACCCUCGAAAUAAUGAAAGAGUCAGAAAAAAAACUGGUGGAAGAAUCUGUAAACAAAAACAAGUUUGUAUCUAAGACUCCAAGUAAGGAAGAAACUGAGAAAGAGAGUGAAGAUACUGGUUUGCGUCAGGAGACACAGAGGCGGACAUCCAGCCAUGGUCAUGCCAGGAAAAGAGCCAAGUCUAAUUCCAAGCUUAAGUUGGUGCGCAGCCUGGCAGUGUGUGAGGAGUCCUCUGCCCCAUUUGCUGAUGGGCCACUAGAAACCCAGGAUAUAAUUCAGUUGCACAUCAGCUGCCCCUCUGACAAAGAGGAAGAAAAGUCCACAAAGGAUGUCUCUGAAAAGGAAGACAAAGAGAAAAACAAAGAAAAGGUCCCAAGAAAGAUGCUUUCUAGAGACUCCAGCCAAGAAUAUACAGACUCCACUGGAAUAGACCUACAUGAAUUUCUUGUAAAUACACUGAAAAAGAACCCAAGGGACAGAAUGAUGCUGCUAAAAUUAGAACAGGAGAUUCUGGAAUUUAUUAAUGACAACAAUAACCAGUUCAAGAAGUUCCCUCAGAUGACCUCAUAUCACCGGAUGCUAUUACACCGGGUAGCUGCCUAUUUUGGGAUGGACCACAAUGUUGAUCAAACUGGAAAAGCUGUCAUCAUCAACAAAACCAGUAACACAAGAAUCCCUGAACAGAGAUUUUCAGAACAUAUAAAGGAUGAGAAGAAUACAGAAUUUCAACAGAGAUUCAUUCUCAAGAGAGAUGAUGCCAGUAUGGACCGAGAUGAUAACCAGAUCAGAGUUCCAUUGCAGGAUGGAAGGAGGAGCAAGUCAAUAGAAGAGAGAGAGGAGGAAUAUCAAAGGGUCCGAGAGAGAAUAUUUGCCCGAGAGACUGGCCAGAACGGAUAUCUAAAUGACAUCAGACUCUCCAAAGAAGCCUUUUCUUCUAGCUCUCACAAGAGAAGGCAGAUUUUUAGGGGGAACCGUGAGGGGCUGAGCCGAACCUCAAGCAGCCGCCAAAGCAGCACAGACAGCGAACUCAAAUCCCUGGAGCCACGGCCGUGGAGCAGCACAGACUCUGACGGCUCUGUCCGCAGCAUGCGGCCCCCUGUCACCAAAGCCAGCAGCUUCAGCGGAAUCUCUAUCCUCACCCGAGGGGACAGCAUCGGGAGCAGUAAAGGUGGCAGUGCAGGAAGGAUCUCCAGGCCAGGUUUGGCGCUAGGUGCCCCAGAAGUGUGCAACCAGGUCACCUCAUCCCAGUCUGUCCGGGGCCUUCUCCCUUGUACUACCCAGCAGCAGCCGCCGCAGCCGCAGCCGCAGCCACUUCCUGCUCUCCCACCCACGCCUCAGCAACAGCCACCCCUGAGCAGUCACGUGCUCUCACAGCCAGUCCCAGCUCUGCAGCCCUCUCCGCAGCCUGUUCAGUUCUCUCCAGGCUCCUGUCCCCAAGUCCUUCUGCCAGUCUCUCCGCCCCAGCAGUACAACAUGGCAGAUGACCUCAGCAACCCCUUUGGACAAAUGAGCCUUAGCCGUCAAGGUUCUACCGAAGCAGCUGACCCAUCCUCAGCUCUGUUCCAGCCCCAGCUUAUCUCCCAGCACCCUCAGCAGACUAGCUUCAUCAUGGCUUCUGCAGGACAGCCCCUCCCCACAUCCACCUAUCCCCCCUCUAGCCAUGCGCCACCUACUCAGCAAGUCCUGCCGCCCCAGGGCUAUAUGCAGCCCCCUCAGCAGAUCCAAGUUUCUUACUAUCCCCCUGGACAGUAUCCUAACUCCAACCAGCAAUAUCGACCUCUCUCUCACCCGGUGGCCUACAGCCCCCAACGUGGUCAACAGCUGCCUCAGCCAUCCCAGCAGCCUGGUUUACAGCCCAUGAUGCCUAACCAGCAACAGGCGGCUUACCAAGGCAUGAUUGGGGUCCAGCAGCCACAGAACCAGGGCCUGCUCAGCAACCAGAGGAGCGGCAUGGGGGCCCAGAUGCAAGGCCUGGUGGUUCAGUACACUCCACUGCCUUCUUACCAAGUCUCAGUGGGUAAUGACUCCCAGAAUGUGGUCCAGCCGCCUUUCCAGCAACCCAUGCUGGUCCCUGCGAGCCAGUCUGUGCAAGGGGGGCUCCCAGCAGGGGGCGUACCAGUGUACUACAGCAUGAUCCCACCGGCUCAGCAGAACGGUACUAGCCCUUCUGUGGGGUUUCUACAGCCUCCCGGCUCUGAGCAGUACCAGAUGCCUCAGUCUCCCUCUCCCUGCAGUCCGCCACAGAUGCCACAGCAGUACUCAGGAGUGUCACCUUCUGGACCAGGCGUGGUGGUCAUGCAGCUGAAUGUCCCUAAUGGACCCCAACCCCCCCAGAACCCAUCCAUGGUCCAGUGGAGUCACUGUAAAUAUUACAGCAUGGACCAGCGCGGGCAGAAACCUGGAGACCUGUACAAUCCUGACAGUAGCCCCCAGGCCAACACACAAAUGAGCAGCAGUCCCGUCACAUCUCCUACCCAGUCGCCGGCACCCUCUCCUGUCACCAGCCUCAGCAAUGUCUGCACAGGACUCAGUCCCCUUCCUGUCCUCACACAGUUCCCCCGGCCUGGGGGUCCAGCACAGGGUGAUGGGCGCUAUUCCCUCUUGGGCCAGCCAUUACAGUACAAUCUAUCCAUCUGUCCUCCCUUGCUCCAUGGCCAGUCGACGUACACGGUACACCAGGGUCAGAGUGGAUUGAAGCAUGGAAACCGGAGCAAGAGACAAGCACUCAAAUCUGCCUCCACUGACCUGGGGACAACAGACGUUGUCCUGGGCCGGGUGCUGGAGGUGACAGAUCUCCCUGAGGGCAUCACUCGGACUGAGGCGGACAAACUCUUCACUCAGCUUGCCAUGUCUGGCGCCAAGAUCCAGUGGCUCAAGGAUGCUCAGGGGCUGCCUGGCGGGGGCGGGGGGGACAGUGGUGGGACUGCUGAGAAUGGCCGCCACGCGGACCUCGCUGCCUUGUACACCAUCGUGGCUGUGUUCCCCAGCCCCCUGGCUGCCCAGAAUGCCUCCCUUCGCCUCAACAACUCCGUGAGUCGCUUCAAACUUCGAGUGGCCAAAAAGAACUAUGACCUGAGGAUCCUGGAGCGAGCCAGCUCCCAAUAAACGGAGGAGGGGAAGGGACUGGCACAGCAGGGGUGGGGGCAGGACAGAGGGGGUUGAGGGGUCCUGACAGACUAUGGACAGAGGCAGAAAGAAAGGUGACAGACACUGAAGUGGAGCCUAAGACAGUGGGGAUGAAGAUGGAAACAGCUACUCACGCUGGCACUGGACUCCUCACUCCCUGCCAUGGGUCCCCUCUUUUUCCCUGGUUGGCCCUCCUUUGCUUCCCUCUCCUUCCCAUCCUCUUCUGUCAUUUUUUAAUCUCUUCUCCCACCAUGAAAUUAUUCUUUUUCACAUUUUUUGGUCAGGUAGAAUUGGGAGGGUCCCGCACUCCCCUAUUCAAUCUCCUCUACCAUCCAAGCUCCCUUUUCAUUUCUGGUCUUUAUGAAUAUAUUUAUAUGGACAGAAUUAAGAAAGCAAAAUUGAUUUCCCCUUUCUCUCACCUCCCCCAUCUUGUCUCCCCAAACCCCAAAGAGUUAAAACUUGGGCCUCCCCCCACCUCCCGGAACACUUGUAUAUUGUUUGUUUGAGGUUCGUGCCGCAGUAACAGACAGUAUUUAAUUGCACAUACAGAUGUUUGCUGGGUAUAUUCACUGUAAAUUUUAUUUAAUCUGAUUUUUUGUUUGUUUGGGGGGUAAUUUGGGGGGAGGUUGAUUUUUGUUUUUAAAUAUAAAAAAAAAAUCUGUCACUGGACGUCAGUCCCUGCUUCUCUGUUGCUGAGCUGGGGAGGGUGGGGGUGGAGGUCCUGGGUAGGUGCAGCCCCACCGCUUAUCGGAGAGAUCUCAUGCCUGCCUUAGCAUAUGCACACAUACCUUCCUAACACUGUUCCCUGCAUCUCACCCUCUUCCUUGUACAUGAUACUCUGAUAGAUGGCUGGAUCUCCCAUGGGACCUUUGUCCUGCCACUAAGUGUGGCUUCAUCAAGCACAUCUGUUCACAACUCCUGACUUCUGACUCCUUAUUAGUAAAGUAGGAGACUUGAACUAAUUUGCUUAUCUCUGAGGUUCCUUCCACUAUGUUGAUUCUGUGACACUCAUUCUGUGAUACUCGUGGCUGAGCUGUGGAGGGGUGAGAUCCAGAACUGGCUUGAGAUGGUGGCCUCAUACAUGUCCAGAAUCGGAUCUUCUGAAAACUCCCGAGAUGGAGGACUUGGGCCUUUUUUAUGAAAGCUAGAGGAUUGGGUUCUAUGUGGAACAGAAGUGGAUGUUCUUAUGUGAAAGCUACAUCAGUUGAACUUGAAGGGCCAAGAUACUCUAUUACUCGGGCAUGCUCAGCAGUCCCUGUCCAAUGCAACUGAAGAAAGGUGAAAAACAGGCCAUCCACCUGCAUGGAUGGAGCUUUUUUUCUCUCUGAGGCUUCUCAAAGCUAGCCCUGUGGUUGUACGGCCUGUCCAACUAGACCCGUUAAGAGCCAUCCAGCAGGCCCUUUUCAAGCUCACCCACCCCUUGACAAAAGAAAAAAGAGCAGUGACAGAAGUGACAAAGCACAUUACCCUGGAAAUCUCUUGGGUCUGGGUAGCAGUAUCUCUAGCCAGGCUCCUCUGAGGCUUGUCUGACCCAACCUCCAAC
Messenger RNA from Suricata suricatta (meerkat), 4781 nucleotides. It is a transcript of the gene R3HDM2, whose product is annotated as R3H domain containing 2. The transcript has 25 exons. The record is from RefSeq and is a predicted model, not a curated record. Lineage: Eukaryota; Metazoa; Chordata; Mammalia; Carnivora; Herpestidae. Gene Ontology annotation, molecular function: nucleic acid binding. The coding region runs from base 86 to 3217 and encodes 1043 amino acids.